CAAAAAUGUCUGCCUAAGGGAAACUCGUAACUGAUAUAUAGAGGAUAUUUCCCCCACUUAUUGCUGGUUUCACCCACAUUUCGCCGUUUUUGAGGCGUGUUGCCAGAAAGCGGUUCUUCACCAGAUCACCCUAGUCGGGAUUUUAAACGGAAAACAGGUUUCUAGAUCGCCAGGAUGAAUCCUCAGCAGCGGAUUGCCGCUCUCGGAACAGACAAGGAAUUAAGUGACCUGCUGGAUUUCAGUGCGAUGUUCUCUCCACCUGUAAGUGGAGCGAAAAAUAGGCCCACGACACUUGGAAGCAGUCAGUUCAGUGCAUCAGGUAUGGAUGAGCGGACCAACCAAGCGUCCUGGGCCCCAGGUGGCGAGUCCAGUCCCUCCUAUGAGUCCUCCCGGGGUUUCGCAGACAGCCCUCAUUACGGCGAUCAUUUGAGUGACAGUCGAUUAGUGUCCCAUGAAGGAUUGUCCCCAACACCUUUUAUGAACUCAAACAUAAUGGGUAAAUCUGAGAGGGGUUCAUUUGUUGGAUAUGGGAGGGACUCCGGAGCUUCUGGCUGCCAGCCUUCCCUAAGGUCAGACGUAAGCUUGGCGAGCCCCAGCUCAGUGACCACAACAGGAAAGCCGGCCGCUCCGUUUUACUCCUUCACCGGGGCCAAUCCCAGAAGACGCCCUCUACAAGAUCCGCCAGCCAUCGAUCCCGUACAAACAAAAAAGGUUCGCAAGGUCCCUCCUGGCCUGCCUUCAUCUGUGUACGCACCGUCUCCAAACUCAGAAGACUUCAACAGAGAUUCCCCGUCGUACUCCUCUCCUAAACCCUCCAGCAGUAUGUUUGCAAGCACUUUCUUUGAUGGUACCCACAGUUCCACUGACCCCUGGAAUUCGUCCAAUGGGAUCAGCCAGGCUGGUUAUGGGGGGAUGCUCGCAGGAUCGUCAUCUCACAUGCCACAGUCAGGAAACUACAGCAGUCUGCACUCUCAUGACCGUUUGAAUUACCCCGCACACUCAGUCUCUCCAGACAUCAACGCCAGUCUUCCUCCCAUGUCCAGCUUCCACCGGAGCACCAACAGCACUUCGCCAUUCGUCACCGCAGCGCACACUCCAUCCGUCAACUCCGCCGACGGGGUCAUGGCUGCUGCAAACCGCGGGAACGCUGCUGGGGGCUCGCAGACUGGAGACGCACUGGGCAAGGCUUUAGCCUCGAUUUAUUCCCCUGACCACACGAGCAGUAGUUUUCCCUCCAAUCCGUCGACACCUGUUGGUUCCCCGUCGCCUCUGACAGCCACAGCAGGUGCUGGCUCAGCAGGCACCGUGGUGACUGCUGCCGGCACCCCGUCUGGAAGGCCAGGCACCAACCAGUGGGCCCGCUCCGGUGGACAGACUCCCUCCUCACCGAAUUAUGAGAACUCCCUUCACUCACUGAAAAACAGAGUUCAUCAGCAGUUACAUGAGCAUCUCCAGGAUGCCAUGUCUUUCUUAAAGGAUGUCUGCGAGUCCCGAAUGGAGGAUCGUCUGGACAGAUUGGAUGACGCCAUCCUCGUCCUGAGGAACCAUGCAGUGGGCUCCACCGCCAGUCUGCCCAGCGACAUCCACAGCCUGCUGGGACAGGCACAGAACGGGCCAAUAGCAGCCAUCGGACCAAACUUUCCCGCCUCUGCAUUGGUUCCCAAUCGGACCGCAGCGAUGCAGGGUGGAGAUGACGCUGCCAGCCUGAACGACAGCCAUGGAGGCCUGCCCAGCGUUGGCUCCACAUCCAGCACUGAGCUCAACCACCAAGUGGAGACAUUCAGAGGUCUCGCUGCGAGCCUGGCUGGUCAGGUGCCUUCCGCCCUGGAGCUGAAGGUGGAGAAACAAGACAAGGACGACAUGCACGACAGCCUGACCGGCGACGACAAGUCGGACGACGAGAGCGACAGGAGAGAUAUGAAGACGCCCAGAGCAGGGCCGCGCACAAGCAGUAUCACUGAAGACGAGGACCUGAAUCCGGAGCAGAAGGCCGAACGGGAGCGCGAGAGGAGGAUGGCCAACAACGCCCGCGAACGCCUGAGGGUGCGAGACAUCAAUGAGGCCUUCAAGGAGCUGGGCCGCAUGUGCCAGCUGCACCUGAAGAGCGAGAAGCCGCAGACGAAGCUGCUCAUCCUGCAUCAGGCUGUGGCCGUCAUCCUGAGCCUGGAGCAGCAAGUCAGAGAGCGAAAUCUGAAUCCCAAAGCAGCCUGCCUUAAGAGGAGGGAGGAGGAGAAAGUGUCCGGCGGCUCCAGCGAUGCUCAGCAAGGCCACACAGGAGUCCACCCCGGCCUGACCGACACAUCCAACCCCAUGGGCCACCUCUGAGCAGGACACUGAGAAGAUCGAAGCGAUGCAGAUCAUUUCUGUCCCGUCUGAGUCGGUGACCUUGCUUCCCAGUGACAGACAGGACUCACAGUUUGUGACACCAAUUGGAGGAGACAGACCACUUGAAGCGAAACCACGAGUCUAACACAAUCCAAUCCUGAGAUUGAAGAAGAGCCAGACGUCCAGCUCCCUACAACCAGUUUCCAUCUGCAAAUUUCUCCCCGCCACAAAAAUCUUGAGCACAUAUCACCGUCUGCAAGAAGUGUGUUGCUUCUGAACAAUCAGAGACUUUGCAAUCUCCUCCAACCGUAUGUGGAAAUUGCCUUGUGCCUAAACUGAAUUGACGAAUGCAUUGUAACAGCAAUUGUUUUUGUUUGUCUGUUUCUUUUUAUUUUUUUUCUCCUAUUUAUUAUGUUAUUGAGCUAUAAAUUGUACGUCUAAAGGGAAAGUUAUGUAAGUUCAAAGAGAAACAUGUAGCUUUUCAGUCCAUCUAUAGUUUGCCAGUGUCACCAGUGAAAAGAGCAGUGUGCAGGAUUCAGUGGCGACGCUGACCUGCAGAGGCCACAACACUGCAUGAACACAGCAGCACAGCCAGGCUGGAAGACGUCCUGAAGGUCUCUUUUCAAGCUAACAGAGACGCAGCUGAUCUCAGUUUGAGCUGACCGUGCACGAAGGAACCGUUAAUCAUGAGCAUCGUGUUGCAUUCCUGCUCAUAGACCCUCCAUAAUUCUACACACUGCACCUUUGAGCACUCCACCCUGGUGAGUCCGAGACGACUGGAAAUGAUCUGGGCGCUGAGAAGAUUGAGAUUAAUUUAUUGGCCAGUUUAGAGUGAUAUUUAUACCCAACUGAAAAUUACCAUUAGCUGUUAGAAGUGGAAAACUAAAAACCGCCCCUUCUUUUGUUUUGUUUUUGUUUUUUUUAAAGAAAAAGAGGAUAAAUUAUUUAUAUUUAUAUUUUAUUCAUUUUGCCUCUGGCCACAUGUGUAACCAAAAAAAAGAAAAGAAAACUACCUAUGUUUGUUUGUGUGUAGUUUCGACCUGUUUCCGUGCGUCUUGGCACCGUCAGCUGCGCCGUCUCUGAGAGGUGAAGGACGAUUGGCAAACUGUAGCUUCACUGAAAGCUCAGGUUCAGCUGGAUUUGUUUUUUUUUGUUUUUUUUUAGAGAGCAGUGAGAACACAGAGAGCAAACUAUGUGCAAACCUUAGCAUUCCCUGCAUAUUGUUAGUGUCUUAAACUGAAGGGAGAGGGGACCCGGCUGCCCCUCGCUUCCUUUGCCAUAUAGUGUUAAACGGAAGACAUAUUUCUGCAGAUCGUAUCGACGUCUCGCCCCCUGACAGUUACACCCUGUCGUCGCCAGAAGUGGCUUGUUUUUGUGGUUUUUUUUUUUUUUUUUUUUUUCCUUUGGGUUAUAUUUUUCUUCAUCCAGCUAAUCAGAGAUCGUUUAAUGAAAAUGUAGUUUAAACAAAACAAAACGGAAAAAAAAAACAACAAAAAAACAAAAAAAACAAACGACGACCACAGUUUCUUCUGGCCUGAUGAACAUAUCAGUUUUCUUUCUGUUAAUAUCAUUGACUUUAAAGCGCAGUUAACUCAGUAAAGGUUAGUAAAGCUUAUUUGUGUUGUAACAAAUCCUUCCUUUAGACCUUCAGCAUUAUGAAGUCCAGGCUAUUCUUCAGUGAUGUCUCGAUCGAAGCCGUGAUAAACGCAUUACAGCGCCGCCAGACGUGGAAAUACUCCUUGAACUACAUUGAAUAUCGUUGAACUGUAGCACGGCAAUGAACAAAAGCGGUUUAAAGGAUUCUUAUUUGAUGUUUCAAGACAUCGAUCAUGGCUUUAUUUCAUUCUUUUUUUUUUUUUACGUCCCUGUCAGCGUGCAUGCUUUAUGUUUCUCCUCUGAUGAAGUCUUGGGUCUUUAAGACUUGCUUUAUAUUCCAUUUAUUUCUUUGUAUAUUGUGUUUCUGUCAUUCAUAAUCUCCACCUUCAACAAAGCUGCCGAGUAUUCAGUUCAAUAAAGGGGCUUCAAUUAAAGUGAAGGAUGCCGCCGCAAGAGUUUACAUUAUAGAUAUUUGGCAACUUUAUUUAGUGAGGAAAAGACAGAGUGACUGAAUGUGGCCUUGUUCUUCAAUUCAGUAUUCAUGACCUUGUAUUCUUGUCGGCAGACUUUGAUUGAAGGUAUAAUUUACUUCACUUCCAGCUCGCUUACCUUUGUUUUGUUUUUCUUUUGUUUGUUUGUUUGUUUGCUAAAUUUCCGGUUCUUCCUUGAUUUUCUUUGCUCCUCUGUUUGCCAAGUUAGACCUUGCUGUAUUCCCAGAUGCUUUCCCUUGUAUAAUAUAUG
Molecule: messenger RNA, 4662 nt
Organism: Salarias fasciatus (jewelled blenny)
Lineage: Eukaryota; Metazoa; Chordata; Actinopteri; Blenniiformes; Blenniidae
Gene: tcf12
Product: transcription factor 12
Exons: 21
Coding region: 175-2325 (716 amino acids)
Biological process (GO): regulation of transcription by RNA polymerase II
Cellular component (GO): chromatin; transcription regulator complex
Molecular function (GO): RNA polymerase II cis-regulatory region sequence-specific DNA binding; protein dimerization activity; DNA-binding transcription factor activity, RNA polymerase II-specific
Source: RefSeq, a predicted model, not a curated record